This is a messenger RNA of Megachile rotundata (alfalfa leafcutting bee), 842 nucleotides long. RefSeq lists its product as uncharacterized. Gene Ontology annotation, cellular component: nucleus. Gene Ontology annotation, biological process: mitotic G2 DNA damage checkpoint signaling. NCBI's taxonomy places the organism in Eukaryota, Metazoa, Arthropoda, Insecta, Hymenoptera, Megachilidae. The record is from RefSeq and is a predicted model, not a curated record. Gene Ontology annotation, molecular function: chromatin binding.
UGAGCAUAACAGUUUUAACAUUGUGUAAUUUUAUUCUUCUUUUAUUCCCAAAAAAUUUAAUAUCAUGCCACAAGAUAUGAAUGUUUUACGCUGUUGUUCGUGUAAAAUGUAUCAGGUGCACAUGAUUAAACAAGCAAAGAAAUGGAAGUGUAAAGUAUGUAAUCACAAACAAAUUUUAAAACAAGUAUUCUUUAGAGGUUCAGGAAAAGAUUGUCGUAUUUGCGUUCAGAAAUUGAAUUUAUUAAAAAUACAAGAGAAUCAAACAAAUGAAUACUUUGAUGACGAUAGCAAUGUAAAUAAUUAUCACUGUGCUAACUUUUCCAAUCAGUCAAAUACUGAGAAAGUUGAAAACAAAUGGGCAAAGUAUUUAGAUACUCCAGAAGAUACUGCUGGAGUAUCUAGCUUUUCAUGUAGCGAAAGAAGUAACUACCAAGAGGUUCAUGAACCUACAUGUCUAGAUACUAAUAGCACAAUAGAGGAAUACUCAGAGAUUGAAUACGUAAAUACUAAUAUUAGUUGCAAUUACCAAAGUAAUUUUGAGCAAGAACAUUUUCAUAACGAAGAAGAAUAUGAUGAACAAAAUGAUAACACGAUUGAAGAAAGCGAAACAUUUGAUAAUAAAAGUAACAUUGAUAGUCAUACCCAGUACAAUGAUGAAAAUAUUAAUGAAGCUAAAUCUGCAAAAAACAUUUUUGAUGACAAUGAAGAUUUUGAUGAUACUAUUAACUUCUAAAUGUGUAUUUGUCAAAUUAAAAACUGGAAUAUCUUGAUUCCAAGUAUCAUUAUUUAAAAUAUUAUUUCUCUAAGGUUUUGAUUAAAUAAAUGAGAUAUUUAUCAUCGUU